AACACCCCUAAGUGAAAGUAAGCCUCCCUACCAAGUACCUACACCGUUCGUGGCUAGUACCAUCACCUCCCUUUCUUCCCACCGCCCUCUUCCUCUUUAUCUCCGUCGCGUUUCUCAUAUUUUCUCUACUUUCUGUCCAACGAAACAACCAACGAUGGGCGAAUCAAACGCCAAGUCCAAGAUUGAUAGCACGAGGGAGUGGAUUGUUGAGCAUAAGCUUCGUUCCGUUGGAUGCUUGUGGUUGAGUGGGAUUGUUGGAUCAAUCGCUUACAAUUGGUCUCAGCCGGGCAUGAAAACCAGCGUCAGGAUCAUUCACGCUAGGUUGCAUGCACAGGCUCUAACACUGGCGGCAUUAGCUGGAGCUGCGGUGGUCGAGUACUACGAUCACAAAUCAGGGGCAAAAUCGGAAAGAUAUGCCAAGUUCCUGGAUUCCAACCCUCACAAAGAUUAAUCUUCAUAUGUUAGAAUACUAUUGAAAUUUUUUGAUUGGUUUUUUCAUAAUGGCAGUUUGCAUUUAGCUUCUUGAUAGCUUAGUGUUAUCAAAGCUGCAAAUUUUGCACGUAUAGGAAAAACCCGACUUCCAUCAUAGAUAUUGUAUCGACCCCCUUGGCUUUUUUAUGGUCAAGACAUAUAUGGAUUAUUGUUUUUGAUUGUUUCGUAUACAUAAUAUCAUUGAUGAAUUAUAGUUAUUUAUAUCUAAGGGUGGACUAAUUGACCAAAA
Lactuca sativa (garden lettuce) is the source of this 721-nucleotide messenger RNA. RefSeq lists its product as uncharacterized. Gene Ontology annotation, biological process: mitochondrial respiratory chain complex IV assembly. Lineage: Eukaryota; Viridiplantae; Streptophyta; Magnoliopsida; Asterales; Asteraceae. Gene Ontology annotation, cellular component: respiratory chain complex. The record is from RefSeq and is a predicted model, not a curated record.